Molecule: messenger RNA, 1438 nt
Organism: Bursaphelenchus xylophilus (pine wood nematode)
Lineage: Eukaryota; Metazoa; Nematoda; Chromadorea; Rhabditida; Aphelenchoididae
Source: the annotation of a GenBank genome assembly
AUGUCAUCGUCCGGAAGGAAGAAGUCGAAAGAGAAGGAGGCGCAUGGAGCAUCUUCCAAGUCCAAAUCUAAAUCAAAGUCCGGCUCAAAGCCCGAGGAACAGAAGGCUCCCAAGAAGUUGGUUAAAUUUCCGUAUCGUAAACCUGAGGUAAUCUUAAACUUAAAGAUGGUGAACUUCCGUACCUUUCAAAAUUUUUGAUAUUUUCUUUAGCUGCCGAUUAUGUCCUAUGAAAGCGCAAUGGAGUUGAUUCAGCAAUGCAAGGCGAUCUUUGAGGCUGAAAACAGUUUGUUGGAGAUCAAAUCCCCUGUGAUUAUUGUGGGGGACAUCCACGGACAAUACGAUGAUCUGGAGAGGAUCCUGACCCUCAGCCGAGACAAGGAUAGCGCCGCUUUCGGGAUCAACAGGUUCCUUUUCUUAGGAGAUUACGUGGACCGAGGUCCGAACUCGUACAAUUGCAUCAACUUGUUGCUUCAGUUGAAAUGCCGUCAUCCAAAACAGGUGAUUUUGGAUACUCUUUAUCAAAUUUAUUCCAGAUCGGCAUGCUUCGAGGUAAUCACGAGACCGAGAACAUCAAUGGUUGUUAUGGAUUUUUGCAAGAGUUGAAGACCAAUUUUCCACAAAGAAACGAAGGGAUCAAUCUGUGGAGGGCCUACAAUGAUAUGUUCGCUUAUCUCCCAUUGGCUGCAUUGGUCCGUAAACGUGUUCUAUGUAUGCAUGGAGGGAUCUCAGAGGAUUUGAAGAGUCUGGAUGACAUCAGAAGAGUUAGAGAUUAAACUGUUUUUGUAUUAUAUAUUUUUACUGGUCACUAAUGUCAUCAUGGUUUAGAUCAAGAGACCGAUUGUUGAUGUGAUGACCCAUCAGUUGGCUGGCGAUCUUCUAUGGUCUGAUCCACUCUCUGGCAUCAAGGGAUACCAAAAUAACGCCGUUCGUGGAGUCAGUGUUGUUUUUGGGGAACAGGCAGUCAAUGAGACUUGUCAGAGAUUGGGUUUGGACUACAUUGUCAGAGCUCAUCAGGUAGCUGAUAUUAUAAAAAUCCACAUUCGGUGUCCUUUAGAUCAUGUUCAAUGGAUACGCACUGUUCGCCAACCGAAAGUUGAUCACCAUCUUUUCGGCCCCAAAAUAUUGCCUUGAGAAGGUAAAUUAAUUACUUUCUUUUAAUUUCAUUAAUUUUUAGAACAGUAAGGCCGUGGUACUGGUCCUGAAUUCCAAAAACAAAAUAAGUUUUGUGUUUGUGGCGCCAGUUGAAUCAAAAACGGCGGGAGAAAAGAUCUUUAAGAGGGACUACAAGGCCCUGGAAUAUGAACAAGUGGAGGCGACAAACGAUCUGAAGGACAACAAAAAGAACGAUGAAUUAUCCGAGCCGACUCGAGGUACCAGUUCCAACAAUCCGUCGAUGGGCAGCAGCGAAACUGAAAAGAGUGCGAAGAAUCCCAAAUAG